AUGAGACAGAUUGAGAAGAUAAUGGAUAUGAGGGAGAAAAAGGAAAAAAGAAAGAACAUAGUGAUCAAGAAGAGAAAGAAGGAAAACAUACGAGACGAAGUGAAGGAUCUGAUCAGGGAUGGAGAUGGAUGUAAAAAUGAAGGAAUCAAGUUAGGCAGCAAAGAGGAGAAGAGGGAGAUAAUGAAAAGGAAGAGCAUAUUGAAGGAGAGAGUGGAAAGAAUAGAAGAUGACUGGACGUGUAACAAGAGGAGGAUACAAUUUAACCUAAGAAGAAUAGCGGAAGAGAAAGAAAGGGAAGGAACGAGAACGCAAGCGACAUAUCGGCACAUUUGGUUGGAAGGAAAAUGGAGGAGUUGA
Molecule: messenger RNA, 357 nt
Organism: Trachymyrmex septentrionalis
Lineage: Eukaryota; Metazoa; Arthropoda; Insecta; Hymenoptera; Formicidae
Exons: 2
Coding region: 1-357 (118 amino acids)
Source: RefSeq, a predicted model, not a curated record